CUGCGGGCAGCGGGUGCCGGGGUGGCUUCCUGCGCAGGCAGAGCCAAGCCUGGGGCUGGUGAGCGAAAGGGGGAACAGAAAGCCCCAGGUGCAGUGGGGCCAGGUGGCAGCCAGCGGCACACCAUGAGCUCUGCUACUGGGAGCUGGAGCCCUGUGGCAGACCCUCCUGUCCCCCAGACCCUCGCAGUGCCUGUGGGUCCAGCCCCAGGACAGACAGCCACACCUGGCCUCAUCCUGACACCCCAGAGGUGCUGCUGCUCUAACCACAACCCCACAUCCCAUCCCUGUGCUGGGUCAGGUCUGUGGUGGCCCUGGCAGGGGCACGCAGGGUCCCUGCUCUGCACACACAGCUGGCUGCAGGGCAGCAUUUGCCCCAGGACCCUCCUCCCUGCCCUUCCCCCCGGAUGCAGGGUGCAGGAUGGCACCCCCAGAGGCACCACAGAGUGGAGGUCUGCAGCCAGCAUCCUUGCACUGUAGGAGGAGCAGGGGAGGGGGACAGACCCUCCAGCAAAGAGCCUUGGGAGCACCCCAGGGCCCAGGGGCUGGGCUGCCUCUGCCCAGCCGCCCUCCAGCCGGGGCACAGCAGCUCCGUGACCCCGCUGUACCCUGAGCCCUGGCAGUGAGCUCCUGGGGCUGGCAGGAAUCCUGCCCGCUCCCCACGCCCAGCUGGAGGCAGCGGGAGGGCCGAGGGCAGAGCUGGGAUAAACCACAGCAGACAGCUGUAGCGGGAAGAAAGGGGGAUUGAGGGAUUACCGCAGCAAAGGGCUCAAAGCCCAUUAAAGCUGGGGAUCAGUUUGCUCCCCCCUGGGGAGAAGGAAAGUAGGGCCUCUGCCCCACAGGAACUAAUCUGCCCCUUAAUGAGGAGUUGGGGAAUUUUGUUGUCAACAACCAGCAACGCGCCUGCCCAGCGCCGAGGGGGUGUGGGGGCAUGGAGCAGAGCUGAGACCCCCGACCAAGGGGGACGCCCUACACCAGCAGCUGCCCCAGUUCCUGGAACCACCACAUUUCCCAUCAGGACGAACUGUUCCUGGACUGGAUUCGGCUCUGCUUGUCCCAUCAGAGCAGCGUUCCUGCCUGUGCCGGCUCUGUGCCAGCCCACAGCAGCCCACGCUCUGCUCCUUGGCCCCGUUCGCUCCAGCCUCCCCUCCAGCCCAGCAGGGGCUGCCCCUGUGGGGCAGGAGUCGCAAACAGCCCCGGGGUGGGCUGGGGUCUCCUGCACGUGCUGUGUGCCCUUGACCAGACCCUGCUUCCCCCGAUCGGGGACUCCCAGGUUUGUUCCCCAGCCUCGCGUGACAGGGGCUGAGCAGAGCUGCUAUUUCUGUCCCCGGCACACAGAUGCUAGCCACAAAGUAAAAGAUGCAGGAUGGGCUCUGGAGUGGGGUCGCAUCUGCCUCCUCGCCUUCCUCCCCGGGGCUGGGUUUGUGCUCUCCACCGCUCUCGGUAUCGGGAGUGGCACGUGGUCAAACCACAGGUUGCAGAACGCUGAGACGCCGACGGCUCCAGACUCACCGGCCAGGGGGAAAGGUCCUGUGGCGUGAUGCAGGAGCAGGUGACCCCCAGCCCCACCUCAGCAGACCUGAUCACCACCACCGACUUCUACCCCUGGGAGGACGGGUACUUGUGGGAGGACGGCAUGCUGCCCGAGCUCUGCGAGAAGCAGGCAGUGCAGGACUUAGCCCGCACCUACCAGCCUACUGUCUACCUGCUGCUUUCGCUGCUGGGCAUGGUUGGGAACGGACUCGUGCUGCUCACGCACAUCCGUUACCACCGGGCACACAGCAUCACCGACGUCUGCCUCCUGCACCUUGCCCUGUCUGACUUUCUGCUGCUCCUGACGUUGCCUUUUGCCAUCAUCGACACACUGCAGGGCUGGUCCCCAGGCACAGCUGCCUGCAAGGCACUGCAGGGCCUCUACGCCCUCAACUUCUACAGCGGCUUCCUCUUCCUCACCUGCAUCAGCGUGGACCGCUACGUGGCCAUCGUGCGUGUGCCAGCUGCCUGCCGCCUGCGCCCACGGGCUCGCCGCCACGGCUGGCUGACGGCGGGGCUGGCCUGGCUGCUGGCCACGCUGCUGGCACUGCCCCAGUUCAUCUACGGCCGAGCGGAGCAGCACCAGGACCUCCACGUCUGCCGCAUCGUCUUCCCCCCUGCAGUCUCGCGGGCAGCCCGGGGGGCCACCAACCUGGUGCAGGUCGUGCUGGGCUUCGUGGUGCCUUUCCUGGUGAUGGUGAGCUGCUACGCAGCCGUGGCCCGGACGCUGCUGGCGGCCCGCGGUGCCCAGCCCCACCGGGCACUGCGGGUGCUGCUGGCCCUCGUGCUGGUGUUCGUGGCCCUGCAGCUGCCCCACAGCCUGAUGGUGCUGCUGGAUGCAGCCGAGCUUCUGGCCAGCUGGGAGGUGACCUGUGCCCAGAGCCGCCGCAAGGACAUGGCGCUGCUGGUCACCGGGGGGCUGGCAUACCUGCGCUGCUGCCUCAACCCGCUGCUCUACGCUUUCCUGGGCCAGCGGUUCCGCCAGGAGCUGUGGCUGUUGGCCAGUGAUGCCGGCUGCGUGGGGCCCCUCGACCCGCGCUGCUCUAGCUGCCCCAGUCCCCGCCGACGGGCAUCGCUCUCCACCUUCCAGGACAUGAUAUAGGGACACGGUGCCCAUGGCCGGGGCAAGGACAAGCACCCUGGGGCUCGGCCCCUCCGUGGCUCCCCAGGGAGAGCCUCGCUCAUGCACAGACCUGCCCUGGGCCCUGGCAGAGCAGCCUGGCAGGGGCAGCACCGGACAACCUGCAUGGUGCCUGCACAUGCGUGGACAGAGGGAAGAGCAGCCCCGCAGCGCCUGUGCGCCCUGCAAGCACCUCUGCUGCCUGGCGAACCGCUGGGCCGUGGGGACUCUGCUAUGUCACAUGUGCUGCAGGGGACCAUGCAAUGUCACAUGUGCUCAGGGGGGCCAUACAAUGUCAACGUGCUCCAGGGGACCAUGCAAUGUUGUGCGUACUCUGGGGGGGACACAAUGCAAUGUCACAUGUGCUCCAGGGGACCAUGCAAUGUCAUGCACACUCUGAGGGGGACCACACAGUGUCACACGUGCUCUGGGGGAGCUGUACAAUGUCACGUGUGCUCUGGGGGGGCAUGCGAUGUCACAUGUGCUGCAGGGGACCACGUAAUGUCACAUGUGUUCCAGGGGA
Messenger RNA from Falco peregrinus (peregrine falcon), 3173 nucleotides. RefSeq names its product C-C motif chemokine receptor 10 (gene CCR10). The record is from RefSeq and is a predicted model, not a curated record. Gene Ontology annotation, cellular component: membrane. Gene Ontology annotation, molecular function: C-C chemokine receptor activity. Gene Ontology annotation, biological process: G protein-coupled receptor signaling pathway; immune response; chemotaxis. NCBI's taxonomy places the organism in Eukaryota, Metazoa, Chordata, Aves, Falconiformes, Falconidae.